AUGGGCAGCUCUCUCUCCACCCCAUCACGUCCACCAGUCCCCUCCCACGCCCAGCAAACCCUCUCCACCGCUGCCAAGCGCAAGCCAUCAUCAAGACCGCCGACCCCGCCAUUACGUAUGUCAUCAGCGCCGCACCCAAGCAGCAGCAGCGUGCCGAUGUCUGGGGCUGAGGGUGAGACCGAAGCCGACGUUGAGCGCGCACGACGAGCCUCAACACCACCACAGGAAGAGUCUUCAUCUGCAUUUGUUGAUUGGCCUACGGGCAUGGAGCCUUCACUUCUCUCGCCGAUCCGGCGCACGUUUGAGGAUGAGGAUGGGGAUGAAGAGCUUCCCCUCCCACCCUCCGAUACACCACUACCACCCGAUGAUGAGGAUGAAACCUCAUCAGGUCUCUCGUCUCCACCACUCUCAAUGUCAUCGCCAUCACCAUCAUCACCAUCACCCAAGAAGCGCAAGCCGAAGAAGCGCAAGACGGCCGCAGAGAAGGUUGCGCUGUGGAAAGCAAAGCAGGAUGCUGCGGAUGUCACCAAAGCGACGCGCAGCAACGUCGACAGGGGUUUAGCCACGCUGGACUUGAGGAAGUGGGUUGGUCAUGAUGGCGCUGCUGAGACUCGGGUGAAGAGGGUGGGCGAAGAUCUGGCGAAGGGUGUUGGAAAGCGACGCCGUCGCCGUUGA
Molecule: messenger RNA, 675 nt
Organism: Alternaria infectoria
Lineage: Eukaryota; Fungi; Ascomycota; Dothideomycetes; Pleosporales; Pleosporaceae
Exons: 1
Coding region: 1-675 (224 amino acids)
Source: RefSeq, a predicted model, not a curated record